This is a messenger RNA of Pristis pectinata (smalltooth sawfish), 762 nucleotides long. It is a transcript of the gene dlx1a, whose product is annotated as distal-less homeobox 1a. Gene Ontology annotation, biological process: cell differentiation; negative regulation of transcription by RNA polymerase II; embryo development. NCBI's taxonomy places the organism in Eukaryota, Metazoa, Chordata, Chondrichthyes, Rhinopristiformes, Pristidae. Gene Ontology annotation, molecular function: RNA polymerase II cis-regulatory region sequence-specific DNA binding; DNA-binding transcription factor activity, RNA polymerase II-specific. The transcript has 3 exons. The coding region runs from base 1 to 762 and encodes 253 amino acids. The record is from RefSeq and is a predicted model, not a curated record.
AUGACCAUGACUACAAUGUCAGAAAACCUCAACAGCCCCGUCUCGGGUAAAGCAGUUUUUAUGGAGUUUGGACCACCAAGUCAACAAAUGUCGCCUCCCAUGUCUCACGGACAUUACUCCAUGCACUGUUUACAUUCUGCCGGCCACUCUCAACAUGACAGCUCCUACAACACUGUUUCAUCCUUCUCCCGAUCUCUGGGCUACCCCUAUGUUAACUCAGUGAACAACCAUUCCGCUAACCCUUACAUCAGUUCAGUGCAGUCGUACCAAAACAGCUCGAAUCUGGCCCAUACACGAUUAGAGGACACAGGAGCAGAGUCAGAUAAAGGUACCGUGGUGGAGAGUGGGGAAGUUAGGUUUAAUGGGAAAGGGAAAAAGAUUCGCAAACCCCGAACCAUAUAUUCCAGUCUACAACUGCAAGCUUUGAACAGACGGUUCCAACAAACUCAGUACCUAGCUCUGCCUGAAAGAGCAGAACUUGCUGCUUCUCUGGGCUUGACGCAGACACAGGUAAAAAUAUGGUUCCAGAACAAACGCUCAAAGUUCAAAAAACUGAUGAAACAGGGGAAUGGCGCAAUGGAAAACAGCGCCCUUGCAAAUGGUAGGGGCUUAUCGGGAUCUUCCCCUCCAGUUCCUCCAGUCUGGAACGCCUCAUCUGCCGGCAAGAAUUCCACAGGGACCCCGGGAAACUACAUCCCUAGCUACACAUCAUGGUACCCUCCAGCGCAUCAGGAAUCUAUGCAACAACCCCAACUGAUGUAA